Gallus gallus (chicken) is the source of this 2334-nucleotide messenger RNA. RefSeq names its product prostate androgen-regulated mucin-like protein 1 (gene PARM1). The transcript is spliced from 4 exons. The record is from RefSeq and is a predicted model, not a curated record. Gene Ontology annotation, cellular component: late endosome; Golgi apparatus; plasma membrane. The coding region runs from base 663 to 1586 and encodes 307 amino acids. Lineage: Eukaryota; Metazoa; Chordata; Aves; Galliformes; Phasianidae.
GAGGGCCGAGCUUCUCGGCUCUUCCCACCAUCCCCCUUUUGUGCGCUACUACUUCUAGAACUCCCCACACUCAGCAGUCCUUCCUGCUUAGCAAGCUCACCGUGUUCUUUUCCUCUUUAGCAUCCUCUUUCUCCUCAACGUUUUUGAUUUCACCUCUUUAGAUCUCAGAACCCUUCCUUGCCAGUGGCACUGCUAAGGCGGCUGCCUGCAUCUCAGCCAUUGCCCUCUGCCCGCAGGGAUGGAAGAGACUUCCAGCUGAGAGGCUGCAGGAGGUCAGAAGAAGCUGAUGACGGGUGAAUUCCUCAAACAAAAAAGUCAGAGAACCUCUUAAGCGUCAAACGUGCCAAGGAAUCUGUUGCUAAUGACCGUGCCAACGAGACUAAGCGGGGGAAACCCGUGCCAGUGAGACCAGGUGAGGUGGCCACGCAGAAGCGGCCAACGCCAAUGAGACCAGGCUGAGGUGGCCAUGCAGACGGCAGCAGGAGUCAGGGGACGGUGCCCAGCAAAGGUCUCCGAGGCUUCUCACGGUCUCCGCGUGGGGUUUGCAGCCAGGGCGGUGCUGAAGGGGGGGAGCGGUGCCUGCGUGGUGCCGAUGCCAGCAGGUGCCGCUGCGCUCUCGGUGCCGCUGCGGGCGGCGAGCGGGGCGGGGAGCGGGGCGGGCGAUGCCUCCCCCCGCCUCCUCCCUUCAUCUCUCCCUCCCUCCGUCCUCGGCCGCUCGCGCCGCCGGGACCAUGGGCUGCUGCUGCCGCCUUCUCCUCGCCCUCCUCCUCCUCCUGCCCGCAGGACUCGGUGAUGACCCCGUAGCACCGUCCCUUGCCCCAUUCCCAGUGGUGGGGACAUCAGCAGGGCCAGGCUCAGGGGGCACGCCUGUCCCCACAGCAGCUCCCCACCAGUCUACACCUCUCACAGCUGUGGGACCCACCAGUAACGGAGUGUCCCCCGAGGUGGGUGACCGCAAUGGGAGCACCACAGCCAUGUUGUCCCGUGCCUCCACCCUCACAAACACCGUCACUGCAGCAGACAGCCCAUCAGUGGCCCCCAGUUCGGUGCCACCAACCCUGGAGACAGUCCUGAGUCCUUGGACAGCACAUUCCAGCGUGGCGAGAGGCACGACAGAUUUGGGGACAAAUCCCAGUCCUGUGGACACGUCUACAUCCUUCUCCUCUUCCUCCCCUCACAACAGCACCCUGCACUCAUCCCCUGGGACAGCACUGCUCUCACCAGCCAUCCCCACCCAGCCGCCGGGGCUGACAAAGGAUGUCCCUUCCCCGGGGACGCUGGCUGUGGCACCAAGCCUGGCCAUGGAGCCAACAUCCCCCUCAGUGACUGCGGCCAGCCCCACCAAGGGCAUGGCCGAAGAAGGCAAAAGCACUCCCUCCACUGGUGUCACCAUAGAAGAGGUCCCGCAUGCCUUGAGUGCAGGCAGCAUCGUGGCCAUAACCGUGACGGUCAUUGUGGUGGUAGUGCUGGUCUUCGGGGCGGCGGCGUACCUCAAGAUCAGGCACUCCUCCUAUGGAAGGCUGCUGGAUGACCACGACUACGGCUCCUGGGGGAACUAUAACAACCCCCUCUAUGACGACUCCUAGCAGGAGAAGAUCCUUAUUUAUCAGCGCUUCCCCAGCACGCACCUGCUGCUUGCCCCUGCCACGCGUGCUGGGUCGCAGCCUGGAGGCCAAGCUGCUGACGCCAUGAGCAGCACACCGCGGCAGGCCCAGCAGGAGGCGGCUGGCUGCAGGGCAGGUGCACAGCGCCCACAAUAAACCUGAGUGUUGGCGCUUUGCGUGGGAAGCUCUCUGAUAACACGGGGUGGGUGCUGCUUCAGCAGCGGAGGGGGACCUGGGGCAGGUCAGCCCCUUUGCUGCUAGCCCAAUAAGCUGAAAUUCCCCGUGGGAGGGCUGGGGGAGGCAAAGGCAGAAGACGGCAGCCCUGCGUUAUCCCUGGAAAGAACGUGGGGUGUCCCAUUGCUUUACGUGCCCCUCCUUCCAAGAUCACCCCCCUGCAUUGUCCCGCUGCAAAACCCUAUGCCUUCCCUCGCCUGUGGUAGCUCGCCAUGGGCAAUUACAUGACUGCUUACUCUCCUGCUGUUUCCUUUCGUGUGUUUAUGCACAGAAGCAUGUCAUUUCACUUUUUCUCCUUUCUUUUUUCUUUUUUUUUUUCUUUUUUUUUCUUCCCCAAAUACAGUGUGGGAGCCUGUGGGAAAGGCGCCUUUCCCAUCUGCACUUCUGGGAUAAGAAACACCCCACUGCUGCACCCGUAGCUGUUUGCUUUGCAGCACUAUUUUUCAUCCUUGAAAUACUUGUCCUCUAAAAUACACUGAAGCCAUUUUUAUCCCCA